Durusdinium trenchii is the source of this 1864-nucleotide messenger RNA. NCBI's taxonomy places the organism in Eukaryota, Dinophyceae, Suessiales, Symbiodiniaceae. The record is from the annotation of a GenBank genome assembly.
GAAUGGCAUCCGGGUCAUCGAACGACACCUCCCUCGGCGGGGAGAUCUUCCAAGAGUGGCCACGUCACAACUCUGGCUGGCAACUUCCAGAGAUUCGUGAACUGUGGACCGCCCUCCUUGACCUGGGUCGCUUCGAGGAGAUCCACCUGGAUGGAUGCAUGUUUGGGCUUUCCACCAAAGUUGGCUUGAUCAAGAAGCCAUGGAAGAUUCGCUGCUCUCGUCCUGGUUGGCUGACGCCUUUAGCCAGGAAGUGUGAUGGAACCCAUGCUCACAUUCCAGCUCUUGGAGGCACCAUUGCCCGACAGACAGCUCUCUACACUCCAAAGCUUUGUCGUGCUGUUUGCUCCAACCUUCAACGUGGACUUCAUGAAGCAGCAGCUUUUGGAACUACUGAGGUCCGCUUCAACAAGGAGGAUCUGAAGACCUUGACGGAGCAAGAGCUGAAUCGACUGAUUGCCACUGCCCUCAAACUACAUCGACUGUGCGGCCAUCCCAACAACAGAGCACUGGUUCGCAACCUGGCCACACGAGGCCAGAUGGCUGUUCCUGCCGUGAAGGCAUCACUGGAGAAGGAAGAACAGCUCUGGCGCACCCUGCAGAUGGACACCUUCCACCUCAAGUAUGAGGGCUUCACCUACCACUUCCUCCUCAUGCUGGACGAAGCUUCUGGUUUCUCUGUGGUUCACCUGGUGAUGUACCACUUGUCGGACGAGCACGCCAACAUCACCUCUGCCCAGGUGAUCGAUACCCUUCAGCGGUGCUGGGGCCAAUACUUUGGCCUUCCUGAGAGGAUCCGCUGCGACCUGGAAGGGUCUUUCAGAGGAGAAAUGGUAGAAGACUUCUGCCAUUCCCGUGGCAUUGAGUUGAGCUUCGUCCCUGCAGAGCACCACGAGAGCACUGGCGAUGUUGAAAGGAUGAUCGGUGAGCUGAAGAAGAAGAUGAGUCACCACCUCCGCAAUGAAGUGGAGAACACAAGUCCUGAACAAGCGGCUUGGCAGAUGUGUGCUGCUCACAACCGUGUCGCCCGCGUUGGUGGCUACAGUCCUGCCCAAUGGGCCCUGGGACGCGACUUGGAGGAGCGUGACAACCUGGCCAUUCAAACCGCCCAAGGAGAUCCAGCUUCGGAGAUGUCACACAACCUUCAAGCUCGACUUCGCGCAGAAGCCACUUACCGCAAGCUCCAGUCCGAUGCUAAGAUCUCACGGGGCUUGAACUCCCGGCCUCAGAGAUCGACACAGUUCUUGCCUGGAGACCUGGUCUACUUCAGGCGAUGGAAGGUGCCAGCUCACGCCUAUUUGGACAGUCCGUCCAUGAAGGUGGCUCGAUUCUAUGGCCCUGCUCGUGUCCUGGCGGCUGAGACCAAACUCCAAUCGGAUGGCCUCACCCGAGCUUCCACGAACAUAAUCUGGAUUAUCGCAGGAAGCAAACUCAAGAAGGCACACAGCAGCCAAUUGAGGCACGCCUCUGAGAGGGAACGCCUCAUUGCAAAGGCGACCGAGGCUCCUACGCUUCCCUGGACGUUUUCAGCCCUGAGCAGGAACCUGAGCCAAGGUGAGUACGAGGACCUCACCAAAGAGCCGAAGAAGACUCGCACCUCCGCUACCACAAGAACUGCUACUCCAUCUGGUCAUCGCAGCCGGAGCCGAGGACCACGUGUUCGAGCUGAACCUUCUGAGGUACCUGGACCUUCUCAAGUACCACCUGACGCUCAACAAGCUCCAGCAGAUGAGUCAGAAGAAGAGCUCAUUCCAGCUGGUCAUGCUGCACCUCCUGACCUUUCAGCCGAACAAGGCCUCGAUCAGAUCUUGCAGAACCCACCUCCUGACAUUGAUGCACAGCGACUGCUGGAAGAUCCAAGCUAUAU